AAUAUUUAAAAUCCGAGACAAUGCACUAGACAUUCUGACGUCUGCGGAUGAUUUACUAAUGACUACACCGUCAGAUUUUUUUUUCGUACGAUGCAAGUCUUGGAAUCAAUCUUCUCUCUCCUCAGUAUUCUUGGAGUCUGGAAACCUCGACAUUGGCAUGGAACAAAAGCAAUUUUUUAUCAUAUUUACCGAUCGAUUGUAGUAAUAGUCAACCACCUUCUCUUACUGUCUGUGAUCUUGGACCUCGAAUUCAAAAAUGUUGAUCUCGCUGCCUUGGUCGAUAACUUGUCGUUGAUGUUCGUAAUGAUCGUCGCCCGCCAGAAUAUCAUCUGCAUGAUUGAGAAUCACGCAAGCAUCACUCGUGUUCUUGACUCGCUCGGAAAAGGUCCUUUUAAGCUCCGAGAUCAUCAAGAGGAAGUCACUUUCAAGCGAUUCACUGACUUUAUCAGAAACAUUAUCAUUUACUAUCCAUUAGUAUUGAUGAGCACACUAAUUACAUAUUCUGCAGCGCACAUGUCUGCCAUGGAUUCACCGCAUGUUCUCCCGUACAACGGAUGGUUUCCCUAUAAUUACUCGCGCACAAAUAAACUCUACUGGGUGACGGCUGUCUAUCAACUUUACUCAGUAUUCAGCAUGUCGACUAUUUAUUUGAUACUAGACUUGUUGCUACCCUGCAUAAUGUGCUACAUGUGUGGGCACAUUCACAUUCUGAGAUAUAGGUUUAGAGUAAUGACAGAAAAACUGAAACUUAUGGUAGAAAAUAAUAAUCCACAGGAUAAAAUGAUAAUCGCUGAACGUAAAAUGAUGGCCGAGUGGGUCAACUAUCAUAUUGAUAUUUUGAGUUUAGUUAAAUUUAUCAAUGAAAUAUUCUCAAGCGUGAUAUUUGUGCAGUAUACUGUAAGCUCACUUCUCCUCUGCACAAUCGCGUAUCUGCUGUCACACACAAAACAGACGGCGAUGAGUUUCGCUGGUAACUUUGGAUUUAUACUUGCUAUGUUUUUUCAAAUAUUAUUGCCGUGUUAUUGUGCUGAUAAGUUGACUAUUGAGUUUUCAGAUAUAUCUACGGCCAUAUAUGAUUCGAAUUGGUAUUACUUGAGUAACAAUAUUCGCAGAUCAGUUGUAAUUAUUCUUCGUCAAUCUUACCGACCUGUUGCAAUGACAAGCAGCUUCUUCAUAAUUUUGUCCCUUGAAUCCUUCACCAAGGUCAUAAAAGUUGCGUACACAAUUUACAAUGUAUUGCAGUGAAAUGUUAAAUAUAUCUAACGAUAGUUGAUAUUAGAAUGAACAAAAAUAUUUACCGAAAGUAUGGAACGCGUAAUACGACAAUCAAGGAAUCAGCAGAUGUCGAGAUUUUUAGGACCUACGAAGCUGUUUUCCUUACCCUUGUAAUUUUGAGGACGCUGUGAAAUCGCUGUAAAGAAGCGGUUGAAAUGCUGUUGAAAAACAUUUAUGGUGUUUUUACUUUGUUGUCACAGUCUUUUUACGACCAAGAAGAAGAAAUUUCCUAAAAUUAUAUGUACAGUAAUUAUUUACGAAAUAAAUAAAA
Molecule: messenger RNA, 1546 nt
Organism: Microplitis mediator
Lineage: Eukaryota; Metazoa; Arthropoda; Insecta; Hymenoptera; Braconidae
Product: odorant receptor 4-like
Exons: 5
Coding region: 91-1245 (384 amino acids)
Biological process (GO): sensory perception of smell; detection of chemical stimulus involved in sensory perception of smell
Cellular component (GO): plasma membrane
Molecular function (GO): odorant binding; olfactory receptor activity
Source: RefSeq, a predicted model, not a curated record